Molecule: messenger RNA, 1420 nt
Organism: Piliocolobus tephrosceles (Ugandan red Colobus)
Lineage: Eukaryota; Metazoa; Chordata; Mammalia; Primates; Cercopithecidae
Gene: CEACAM19
Product: CEA cell adhesion molecule 19
Exons: 7
Coding region: 1-552 (183 amino acids)
Source: RefSeq, a predicted model, not a curated record
AUGAGCUUAGCUGCCAAGAAGGGUUGGGAUAGAACAGAUGUCCAGCUUGAGAGUAAAGCGGGAAGAUCAGAGGAAAAGAAUAAGGAACUGCCCAGUACACACCUGCCCACCAACGCUGGGAUCCUGGCAGCCACCAUCAUUGGAUCUCUUGCUGCUGGGGCCCUUCUCAUCAGCUGCAUUGCCUAUCUCCUGGUGACAAGGAACUGGAAGGGCCAGAGCCACAGACUGCCUGCUCCAGGGGACCAGGGAUCUCUGUCCAUCUUGUGCUCCGCUGUGUCCCCAGUGCCUUCAGUGACGCCCAGCACAUGGAUGGCAACCACAGAGAAGCCAGAAUUGGGCCCUGCUCAUGAUGCUGGUGACAACAACAUCUAUGAAGUGAUGCCCUCUCCGGUCCUCCUGGUGUCCCCCAUCAGUGACAUGAGGUCCAUAAACCCAGCCCAGCCCCUGCCCACACCCCCACCCCUACAGGCGGGGCCAGAGAACCACCAGUACCAGCAGGACCUGCUAAACCCCGACCCUGCCCCCUACUGCCAGCUGGUGCCAACCUCCUGAUGAGUCCUGGCCCAGGCCAGCCGGGGAGAAGACAAGGCCCAAGGCCCCAGCCCUCCUCUGGGAGCCUCACACCUGAGACCAGUAGGACGAGGCCAUGGGGAGCUGUGGGGCCGAUGAGGUGGACUCGGCCAAGGACUCAGCAGCACAUGGGGCAGGUGUCCUGGCAGGGGAACAGGAGACUGUAACAGGCCUGAGUCCCUGUACAGCCCCUGAAUGCAUGCCUGCCUUCAGUCUGUUCCCUCAAGCAAGCUGGCCUGGGCCAUGUGCCUGUGAAAAUCAGGCUCUGGCCCCUUUCCAUGCCAAAGUCCUCCAAGAUCAGGAUAUCUGGGGACAAGGGGGUGGCCUCAGGCCUGCCUCCCAGGCAGUUGGCUGGGCUCCCAACUGUCUGUCCUCAAUGCCCUACCCCAACUCCACCAGUGACCCUGAGUCUUUUCCCCCGGAGACAAGGCAGACACCCCACCAUGCGGGCCUCAGGUGGCAGAGAGGCCCAGCCUCACAGGCCUGUGGCCCCACACGCCAGUCCCAGCAAGGUGACCACGGCUGCCAGACCCCUUCCCUGUUCAGGCAGGCCCAGCCCCUCUCAGAAGCCGCUGCCAGCUGCUGGCCUUGGCCCCACCCUGAAUCUCACCGAGUCCCUCUGGGCAGCAGCUCCCUUCUCCACCCCGCCCCAGCCCCGGUCCCAAAUGUGGCCUCACCUUGUCCUCCCCUCCUCCAAUUUAUGCAUUCAUUCAGCAAUAAAUGAGCCUUUGCUGUAUGCCAGACCCAGUUCUAGACUCUUGCAGCCUUGAUAGAAAGUAAAACAAAAACUCCUGCUUUCCCAGAGGGUCGCUCUGGCAGGGGAGAGAAUCAGGAAAUAAAAUAAUGAAUG